AUGGUGUCCUUCUGGAGUGUUCCAGUACUCUGGCUUGCUUCAACAGGUGCGGCACCAGGAGACUCAAAGAGCGUUGAACCCGAUACUUUCUACCCCCGUGAACCUGACUCUCCUUACUCUUACCCCAGCCCCACUGCCACAGGAAUUGGUGGAUGGGAUAUUGCUAUUGUGAAAGCAAAACGAGAAGGCUUCGGGGCAUUUGGCAACGACCCUUUCUUGAUUGGCUUUGCUGGCUAUGAGACUCUCAUUGGACAUCAGGCUGCUAGAGUGCAAGCCGUUCCCAAACAAUACCUCGGCUAUUAUGGCCAGCAGUUUAAUCGAACUUCCUACUCCAGCAACAUUGAUUAUAAGACUCUGCAUGAGCUUGAAGUGGGACUCUAUGCUGAAGCUGCACGGGCUGAUGCCUCCUGCGUGAUGAGCAUUUACCCUUAUGCCAACAACUCCCAGGCCUGUUAG
Messenger RNA from Penicillium antarcticum, 456 nucleotides. Its product is annotated as glycoside hydrolase family 3 protein. Gene Ontology annotation, molecular function: beta-glucosidase activity. Bases 1 to 456 code for a protein of 151 amino acids. The transcript has 2 exons. Gene Ontology annotation, biological process: glucan catabolic process. The record is from RefSeq and is a predicted model, not a curated record. Lineage: Eukaryota; Fungi; Ascomycota; Eurotiomycetes; Eurotiales; Aspergillaceae.